CGAGCACAGAGUCUGGACGGAGCUGCUGCUGCUGCUGCUGCUGGGAGCAGAGACACACAACGUGGUUUUGUAGCUCUUAGAUGUACUGCAGGGAAUGGAAGAAAAAAGUGUGAUCGUUUCUUCGCCAUUUGAAUUUCACCUGGUACAUUUGGAUCUCAAGGGAGCGCCACCAAAGGUCUCAUACCUGGCAGAGAUCUUCCCAUUGCUCCAUGCCUUGGGUGCAAAUGGCAUUCUCCUUGAAUAUGAAGAUAUGUUUCCUUAUGAUGGGGAGCUGAAGCCAGUCUGUGCAAAUGAUGCAUACAGUACAUCUGAAAUUAAAGAAAUUUUAAAGCUGGCAAAGUUGCAUGACUUAGAGAUCAUCCCUCUCAUACAGACAUUUGGACACAUGGAGUUUGUUCUGAAGCACAAAGAAUUUUGUCAUCUGCGGGAAGUGGCAAUGUUCCCCAACACUGUGAACCCACAUAGCAAGGAAUCCCUGAGGCUCAUUUGCACCAUGAUAGACCAGGUGGUAGCUCUGCAUGGUGACCUUCGAUGGUUUCACAUUGGCUGUGAUGAGGUGUACUACCUUGGUGAAGGGGAAGAAUCCAAAGAAUGGUUGCAACAAGGAGAAAAUACCAUUGAAAAGCUGUGCCUGGCCCACAUGAAAGCAGUGGCCAGCCAUGUGGUCUCAGCACAUCCCACAGUAAAACCUGUUGUGUGGGAUGACAUGUUGAGGGGAAUGAAAGAAGAAAUACUGAGAGAUUCUGGGAUAGCACAGCUUACAGAAUUGAUGAUCUGGGACUACUCUCCUGAUCUGGAAGUGGACAGUAAAGUAAAUCUUAUAGAAAAAUACCAGAAGUGUGACUUCUCAAAGCUCUGGUUUGCUAGUGCUUUUAAAGGGGCCACUGGUGUGAACCAGUGCUUGACACUCAUUGGACACCACCUUAAAAACCACCAGCAGUGGCUGAAAGUGGCUGAAAGCAUUCCUGCUGGUAUCAUCCGAGGGAUCACGCUGACUGGCUGGCAAAGGUAUGAUCACUUCUCUGUUCUGUGUGAGCUUCUGCCUGUAGGAGUCCCAUCACUAGCUGUAUGUCUCCAGACACUGAAGAAUGGUGGCUAUUCAGAAAAAGUGAAAGAAGAUGUUGAAAAGCUCCUAGGGAUCUCCAGUUUGGAAAUAGACACUUUCAUGAGUGACAUCUCAGGAACUUUCCCCGGAAGUGAAAUUCUCUCCCUUGUGACCCAAAUUGCAUUCUACCUCAAACCCUCGGUGGAUGAACUUUUGGAAAACAACAGGUAUGUCACAGGCUGGUUUAGUCCUUACCACAGAAAGAGGAAGAAGAUCCAUCCUAUAAUGAUUCAUCAUUUUCAGCCAGAUGCAUUAAGGCUUUUGACCAAAUGGAAUGCUGUGAUGCAGGAGCUACACACAGCCAUGGAAAAGGUUUUCUAUGCAUCUGCUGUAGAAGAAUGGAUGGAGGAAAAUGUCCAGCUUAGCCUGCAAAGACUUCAAGGGACAGUAGAUGAUCUGGACAGAGCAAUACAAGCACUUUCAUAGCAUUCUUAUGGUCCUGUUUAUUUGUAACCCAAAUGGUACAGCCAGCAUCAGGCAGCUCAAUAGAGCAUUGUACACAUGGUGAAGUUCUUCUGAUGUCAAGAGAUGAGUCUACUACACUAAGGUUUGAAACUGAAAGCACCAUCAGGCUUGAAAUUAAGAUGGUAUUUCAGUGAGAUAGAUACGGGUCUUUCCCUUUCCUUGGAGGGAGAAAAAAAGACACACAGCAAUUACACUGCAUAUGGCUGCACAAAGUCCACUGUAGAGAAAUGAAAGCAGAUGUAAAACUCUGUGUGGGUUGUUUGUAAGACUUUCUCAAUUUAAAACCUGUGCGGUGUCUUAUGCCACAGACACUUUAUCCUUUUAAAUAAAUAAAAUUUUUUACACAA
Molecule: messenger RNA, 1917 nt
Organism: Sceloporus undulatus (fence lizard)
Lineage: Eukaryota; Metazoa; Chordata; Lepidosauria; Squamata; Phrynosomatidae
Gene: HEXD
Product: hexosaminidase D
Exons: 13
Coding region: 95-1531 (478 amino acids)
Biological process (GO): carbohydrate metabolic process
Molecular function (GO): hexosaminidase activity
Source: RefSeq, a predicted model, not a curated record